Maudiozyma barnettii is the source of this 1626-nucleotide messenger RNA. RefSeq names its product Sds24p (gene SDS24). The record is from RefSeq and is a predicted model, not a curated record. NCBI's taxonomy places the organism in Eukaryota, Fungi, Ascomycota, Saccharomycetes, Saccharomycetales, Saccharomycetaceae. The transcript has a single exon. Gene Ontology annotation, biological process: cellular response to glucose starvation; regulation of mitotic metaphase/anaphase transition. Gene Ontology annotation, molecular function: protein serine/threonine phosphatase inhibitor activity. The coding region runs from base 1 to 1626 and encodes 541 amino acids.
AUGUCGAACCAGAACAACUCAAACUUAACUACCCCAAGUCAGGGGAACUCCACUAACGUCUCCAGACAUGCCUCCAUCGUGGAGAUGCUGUCCACUCCACCUUCGGUCCAGCCAAUAGGAACUACUGGAUCUUCCAACGCAGCCGGUGUUGGAGCUAACGUAGGUGGUGGUGGUCCAACGAUCAACUUCCAAAACUACUCAAUGGGUGGUAAUGGUGUCGAUGAACAAGUCGUUGAAGAAGAAGACGAUGAGGCUAUGGAUGAGGCUGUGCCGUUAGAGAAGACUACUUCUCAAAAGACCUCUCAGACUAUAACGACUGAACAUAAUCAACAAUGGCAAUUCAUCAAAUUAUCUCAAUUAAUUGAACCUAAGAAAUUGAUCUUCAUCCCUGCUUCAGCUUCUGUAGAAGAAUCUUUUAACACUUUGGUAAAACACCAUUUGAAUUCUAUCCCUGUAGAGACGGUUCCAGGGGAUAUGAAUUGUUUAACUUUUGAUUAUAACGAUUUAAACUCAUAUCUGUUACUCGUCCUAAAUAAAAUUACCAUUGAAAAUAAACAGAUCAUGGAAGAUUGUCAAAAUGGGAAACCUGUCCCAGUAGGUGAAAUUGUUAAAUUGACUCCAAAGAACCCCUUCAUUAAAAUUGCAGAAGAUGAAACUUUAUCUGCAGUAAUGGGUAUCCUGGGUUCAGGGGUACAUCGUGUAGCAAUCACCAAUAAUGAAAUGACAAAAGUGAAAGGUAUUUUGUCCCAACGUCGUUUAAUUAAAUAUCUUUGGGAUAAUGCAAGAAAAUUCCGUAAUUUGGAAUCUUUAUUUAAUUAUACUUUACAAGAUUUGAAAAUUGGUGUCUUGAAUUCAAAUGCAAAACCAACCUCUAGACAAUCCCGUGUCAUUUCAAUCAAUGGUGAAGAACCUUUGAUCAUGGGUCUAUACAAGAUGUUCAUGGAAAGAAUCUCAUCUAUUGCAGUCGUUGAUAAUCAAUACAAUUUGAUCGGUAAUAUCAGUGUCACAGAUGUCAAACAUGUUACCAGAACCUCACAGUAUCCAUUAUUACACAAGACUUGUCGUCAUUUCAUCUCUAUUAUCCUAAACUCAAGAGGUUUAGAGACAGGUAAGGAUUCUUUCCCAAUUUUCCAUGUCUAUCCAAAUUCCUCUUUAGCAAGAACUUUAGCAAAAUUAGUUGCAACAAGAUCUCAUAGAUUAUGGAUUGUUCAACCACCAGAGUCUGCACAAAAUUCUAACAUGUCAGUUUCAUCAUCUCAGGAUUCUCAACAACAACAACCUGGCGGUCCUCAAAUCGGAGAUAGCUCUGGUCCUCAGACACAUCACAACUCACAUACUCAUUCUCAUCCACAUUCACAUGGAUCCAAUGCUAAUAAAUCACCUUCACCACUAUUGACCGCAGUAGAUGAUCCAAUUGCGCCAUCAAUUCCACAAUCAGGAGUAGCAGCCUCGGCUGCUGCUGCUGCUACUUCGUCACCUAACCUGUUCGAAAAAGAAUACCGUACCGGUAAGCUUAUCGGCGUUGUAUCAUUAACUGACAUCAUCAGUCUAUUUGCAAGAAGACAAACCGAAUUCACUCAAGUAGAUCCGCAGACAGCAAGAAGACAAAGAGGUAGUAUUGUGUAA